GUUCCUUUCUACUUUGUGAUUAUAGUUCUUAUUUUCUCUCCAUACCUUUUUUUUAUUCGAUCGGCUGCAUCGCUCGCCACUUUUUCUUGCCUUUUUGCCCCUUUGGGGACAUUGUGCUUCCCCAUCUUGAUACAUUUUUCAACCAGAUAACAUCAUGGGACUGGAAUCCAGACGGCUGCAGCUUUCCGUUGCCAUUGUUCAAGCAUUCUACCGUGGGUUGUGGGAAGGAUCCCGGAUUUCUGUUACACUAAGCUUACUGAUACCUCUGCCAUGCAUCUUGUGUAUGCAUCUUACCUCGCUAUCGUCUACGCGAACGUCUACCUUGCUUCCUUGGGUGCUGCGUGACUUUUUUGAUCCCCUCGUAUGCCCAGGGGACCUGCUUUUAGGCUGUAUAAUGAUUGCUGUGUCUACUAUCCUCUUGCUCUGGUACCCUGCCCAAUUCACCUGUACAUUUUCUUGCCCUACAUGGCUACAUGUCUACUACUAUUAGGACAUGAUACUUAAGUAGACGCAAACCGCGCCCGCUCCACUAGCUUGAGCACCAGCAAUCGAGGCACAUUAUACACAAGAAAGAAG
Aspergillus uvarum CBS 121591 is the source of this 576-nucleotide messenger RNA. RefSeq lists its product as uncharacterized. The record is from RefSeq and is a predicted model, not a curated record. The coding region runs from base 155 to 490 and encodes 111 amino acids. Lineage: Eukaryota; Fungi; Ascomycota; Eurotiomycetes; Eurotiales; Aspergillaceae. The transcript has a single exon.